AUUUUAGCACACUACCACACCGCCCGGCUUUGGCGAUCAUGAGCACAGUGCGUGCAGAUCUAAAAUAGAAUUGUGAUUUUUAUAUUUUGUGACGUAUUAUCAGGGCAAACGAACUUUAAUCGAUCGUUACUAAGUAAAACAACAGUUUAAUUUUUGAGAGAAAACAUUAUUGUAGUGACAAAAACAUUGUAAUGUUUAAAUCUUUGUUAAAUUCUCUGAUAACUAAGGCCAGCUGUCAAGAGGUGGGGGGCUGGUUAUUUAAAAAGGGCAGACACCGAUCGACUAAAUGAGAUCUUCCUGAAGUACGCCACCGUCGAGAAGAACGGCGAGAAACUUAUCACCAGUGAGGAUUUUGUACGGAAGUAUCUCGGAUUAUUUGACGAAGAUGAUUACAACAAAGAAUCGGUCCAGCUCAUUGCGGGCAUCGUCGAUAUGGAUAAGGACGGGUACAUCUCGUUCUCGGAGUUCCAGGCCUUCGAGGGCCUGCUGUGCGUGCCGGACGCACUCUACAAGACCGCCUUCCAAUUGUUCGAUACGAAUGGCAAUGGGCUCGUCGCCUUUGACGAGUUCGCGGAGGUGAUGCGUAAGACGGUACUCCACAAGAAGUUACCAUUCAACAUGGAGAGCACCUUCGUCCGGCUUUACUUCGGCAAGGACAAGAAGCGUCUGGUGACAUACCCCGAGUUCAGUCAGUUCCUGCACGACUUCCACGAGGAGUACGGCGUGGAAGCCUUCAAGAAGUGCGACAAAGAUGGCAGCGGCUUCAUCACCGUUUCCGACUUCAGAGACAUCAUGCUUUCCGUUAAAAACCAUCUGCUUACUAAAGAUUUGAAGAAUAAGGUUAUUAAUGCUUCCGGCUUCCCGCAAGGUGAAAGGAAGAUCAGUUUUCCGUAUUACAUGGCUUUUAAUUCACUAUUAAAUAAUAUGGAAUUAAUAAAACGAGUAUAUCUGAAUGCAACAAACGGACAUCGGACACAAGAGGUCACUAAAGAGGAAUUCUUACACUCAGCACAGAUGAUGAGCCAAAUAACUCCUUUAGAAGUUGAUAUUUUAUUUACACUCUGCGAUAUGAUACAUCAUACUAAUGGGCGUAUUGUAUACAACGAUCUUAACUCAAUAACACCGGAGCAGUACUUCAAGCAAGUGACACGUAGAGUUGCAGAAAUCAAAGCGGUCUCGAGUCCUGAAGAAAGAAGCAUUCUCAUACAAAUCUUAGAGAGCACUUACAGAUUCACUCUCGGCUCGAUUGCUGGAGCCGUGGGCGCGUCAGCAGUGUACCCCAUAGAUUUAGUGAAGACCCGCAUGCAGAACCAGCGCACGGGCUCCUUCAUAGGCGAGGUGGCGUACCGCAACUCCUGGGACUGCUUCAAGAAGGUCAUCCGGCACGAGGGAGUGUUCGGCCUCUACCGCGGCCUCGUGCCGCAGCUCAUAGGAGUCGCGCCGGAGAAGGCCAUCAAAUUGACUGUGAACGACUUCGUUCGUGACAAAUUUAUGGAUAAGAAUGGCAACAUUAAUUUGUACGCUGAGAUUCUCGCCGGCGGCUGUGCCGGAGGUUCCCAGGUGGUGUUCACCAAUCCCCUGGAGAUAGUGAAGAUCCGUCUGCAAGUGGCGGGUGAGAUAGCUGGCGGGGGCAAGGUGCGGGCCUGGGCGGUCGUCAAGGACCUUGGGCUCUUCGGUCUCUACAAGGGGGCGAAGGCCUGCCUUCUCAGGGAUGUGCCCUUCAGUGCUAUAUACUUCCCCGCAUACGCUCAUGUUAAGGCGAAGUUCGCGGACGAGAACGGCUACAACCACCCGCUGACGCUGCUGGCGGCGGGCGCCAUCGCCGGCAUCCCCGCCGCCUCGCUCGUCACGCCCGCUGACGUCAUCAAGACACGUCUACAGGUGGUAGCCAGGUCAGGACAAACUACAUACAACGGUGUCAUCGAUGCCACUCGCAAGAUAUACGCCGAGGAAGGCGCGCGAGCUUUCUGGAAGGGAGCUGUUGCGCGUGUGUUCCGCUCGUCGCCGCAGUUCGGCGUCACACUCGUCACUUACGAGAUCUUACAGCGCUUAUUCUACGUCGACUUCGGCGGAUCCCGUCCGACAGGAUCAGAGUUACACGUGGCCACUCCGAUAGAGGAGACAAAGAAGAAGGCGGACCACAUCGGCGGCUACCAGGUCGCCACGCCAGUGCUCACUGGACUGGAGACUAAGUUCGGCAUCUGCCUACCCAGGUUCUCGUUCGCUAAGCCGCAGCAGUAAACAUCCAUACAUACACACGCCUCCAGACAUUUAGGUCUAGGGCUAAGUCUAGUCUUUUAGAUCACUAAAGUCUACAGACAAUUAGUCUCUAGGGCAAAGUUUUUAGGCCUUGGUCUAGAAGUCUAGUCUUUGCCCUAGGGCUAAAAUCUACAAACCUUGACCCCAGGUCAAAAAUGUACAGUCCUAGACUUAGGCCUAUUGUCUUAGGGCUUAGGGCUUAAGUUCAAAGACCUUCAGGACUAAGGCUAAAGUCUACAGACCUCUAGGCCUAGGGCUAAAGUUUAGUAACCUUCGAAUUAUACUAAGCUUUAGAUCGAUGUCAUAAGUCUUAGACCUAGGUCUUAAGUUCUACUACUAAAUCUACGUUUUUUGGACCUAGGUCUACAAUCUAUAGACGUCUGGACCUAGGUCCAUUAAAAUAAAAGGACAUUGACGCUAAUAACUAUGAAAGAGUAACAGACCUCUGAUGUUAAUUUAAACAAUUAAAUAGUGAAAUUUUGUUAAUACUUUAAACAAUAGUUAGGCAAUUGUAAAAUUCGCCAAAUUAACAUAAUUGAACGCCUACUUUUUCUUCUAAAUAGUUUGCUUUAUUCAAAAACUUAUUUAAAGACAGCCUAAUAUUCUAAAUUCAUACGCUUUGUGACUUUAUAGACUACAAUAUCUUUUCUAUAUUUUUUGCGAUUUCUUAAUGCCAUAUUAAUGUCGCUUUGUAAGAGGCCCAUUUUUUUAGCGAUUUUUAAUUUACUCGAAUACUUUAAUACUAUAAAUAAAUCAUUUUCUAGUAAAUUAUUUCAAGUGAAUGUUGACGGUUUUUUUUUCAGAUGAAAAAAAAUUUUUUUGUAUCCCUUAUUUCGAAAAUGGGCCUUUUACAUUAUUAAAAUCGACAUAAAUAGAUAGGUUCAAUCGAAAUAAAAAAAAUAGU
Molecule: messenger RNA, 3163 nt
Organism: Papilio polytes (common Mormon)
Lineage: Eukaryota; Metazoa; Arthropoda; Insecta; Lepidoptera; Papilionidae
Gene: aralar1
Product: calcium-binding mitochondrial carrier protein Aralar1
Exons: 14
Coding region: 433-2241 (602 amino acids)
Biological process (GO): malate-aspartate shuttle; aspartate transmembrane transport; L-glutamate transmembrane transport
Molecular function (GO): L-glutamate transmembrane transporter activity; calcium ion binding; L-aspartate transmembrane transporter activity
Source: RefSeq, a predicted model, not a curated record